Coprinopsis cinerea okayama7#130 is the source of this 306-nucleotide messenger RNA. RefSeq lists its product as hypothetical. The record is from RefSeq and is a predicted model, not a curated record. The transcript has 4 exons. NCBI's taxonomy places the organism in Eukaryota, Fungi, Basidiomycota, Agaricomycetes, Agaricales, Psathyrellaceae. The coding region runs from base 1 to 306 and encodes 101 amino acids.
AUGAUUUCGAGUAAACUGACGGGUACCAUCUCAUACGUUGUCAAUGCCAAUGUCUCCGUCGAACAGUCGCAACCUCGUCGGAGUAACAGAAGGAGUGAUAUAGAUGCUCUGCGGCGGGGUCUCAGAAUUCGACGCCCGCGGAUGUUUUUGGCCGAAAAUCGCUAUCCAAGAAAGCUGGAAAGGUGGGCCAGUGGCAACGAGGCAGCUCUGGCCUGCCCGCUCUCACCGGAACCACAUAUCCCGACUUCGUCGGGUAAUAUUCAGCGGCGGGGAGGGAGCAUUAGAUUCGCUUGCCUCUUCUAUUAG